This is a messenger RNA of Orycteropus afer afer, 1641 nucleotides long. Lineage: Eukaryota; Metazoa; Chordata; Mammalia; Tubulidentata; Orycteropodidae. The record is from RefSeq and is a predicted model, not a curated record.
AUGGGGUCCCGGGAGUUGAGCCUAGCUCCACUCACUCCUGGCACCAGCAGCUCCCAGGCUGCAGGGAGGGAGCUGGCUGGGUGCAAUCGCCUGAGGAGCCAGGUGCCAGGUUGGAGAAGAAAGGACUGGUCCUGCUCGCUCAUCGUGGCGGCGCUCGUGGGCGCCUUCGGCUCCUCCUUCCUCUACGGGUACAACCUAUCAGUGGUGAACGCUCCCACGCCGCUGAAGAUAAUUCAGAAAUAGUUGGAGCAGAAGUACACUUUGCUGAUCAACAAUGGGUUUGCGAUUUCUGCUGCAUUGCUGAUGGCCUGUUCUGAGAAGGCAGGAGCCUUUGAAAUGCUCAUCGUGGGUCGCUUCAUCAUGGGUGUGGAUGGAGGCAUUUCCCUCAGCGCACUCCCCAUGUAUCUGAGUGAGAUCUCACCCAAGGAGAUCCGUGGCUCUCUGGGGCAGGUGACUGCCAUCUUCAUCUGCAUUGGUGUGUUCACUGGGCAGCUGCUGGGUCUGCCUGAGCUGCUGGGACAGGAGAGCACUUGGCCAUACCUCUUUGGAGUGAUUGUCGUCCCUGCCCUCAUCCAGCUGGUCAGCCUGCCCUUCCUCCCCGAGAGCCCACGCUACCUGCUCUUUGAGAAGCAUGAUGAAGCAGGAGCUGUGAAAGCCUUCCAGACAUUCCUGGGCAAAGAGGAUGUUUCGCGAGAAGUGGAGGAGGUCCAGGCGGAGAGCCGCGUGCAGAGGAACAUCCGUGUGGUGUCUGUCCUGGAGCUGCUAAGGAGCCCCUUUGUCCGCUGGCAGGUCAUCACCGUGAUCAUCACCAUGGCCAGCUACCAGCUGUGCGGCCUUAAUGCGAUCUGGUUCUACACCAAUAGCAUCUUUGGAACGGCUGGGAUUCCUCCAGAAAAGAUUCCAUAUAUCACCUUGAGCACAGGUGGCGUGGAGACUUUGGCUGCCAUCUUCUCUGGCUUGGUCAUUGAGCGCCUAGGACGGAGACCACUCCUGAUUGGCGGCUUCGGGCUGAUGGCCAUCUUCUUUGGAAUCCUCACCAUCACACUGACACUGCAGGACCGCGCCACCUGGAUCCCUUACCUGAGCAUCGUGGGCAUCCUGGCUGUCAUCGCCUCCUUCUGCAGUGGGCCAGGUGGCAUCCCAUUCAUACUGACUGGCGAGUUCUUCCAGCAGUCGCAGCGGCAGGCUGCCUUCAUCAUCGCUGGCACCGUCAACUGGCUCUCCAACUUUGCUGUUGGUCUCCUGUUCCCAUUCAUUCAGGAAAGUCUGGAUACCUACUGCUUCCUGGUCUUCGCUGCAAUCUGUGUCGCAGGUGCUAUCUACUUCUAUUUUGUCCUGCCUGAAACCAAAAACAGAACCUACGCAGAAAUCAGCCAGGCCUUUGCCAAAAGGAACAAGGCAUACCCUCCAGAGGAGAAAAUUGACUCAGUUAUAACUGAUGAUAAGACCAAUGGAAGACCUGAACCAGACUCCUCCUCCACACUGGACAAUCAUGCUAAAGACAGGGUUGUCUAGAUGGACAAUCUUGUCAUUUCAGGAAGCCAGAGACUUCCCUGUUUUGGGGAAGGCUCAAAUCGAUUGGAGCCAUGCAAGCCUUACAUUUUUGAGUAUUUAAAAAUAAACUUGUAUAUGCUAAUCUGA